Messenger RNA from Anthostomella pinea, 2070 nucleotides. Lineage: Eukaryota; Fungi; Ascomycota; Sordariomycetes; Xylariales; Xylariaceae. The record is from the annotation of a GenBank genome assembly.
AUGGCUCACCGGAGAAGGGUGAUUGCCGAUUCGGACGAUGAAGAUGGAGACGAUGACCAGCCAUUGAGCCCCCUGCGAGAGGAGGCAUCGCCGCCCGAGACUGAGCCUCUCAGCCCGCACCACCGGCCUUCAAGCCCCACCUCCUCGAAGAGCCACAAUCAGAUAUCAGACGUCACGAACCCCUCCUUCUUUGAUGGUGUUUUCAACGAUCACCGGACUAGGGCUCUCGAGCAAUCGCAGCUUAUUGAGAACAUCGUCCGCCAGAGCCAGAAGGCGAGCGCGAGCAGUGGCGACGUCUCGCUCCCCGCCAAGGGCAAAGGUAGAAAGCUCGAUCCUUCUUCGGGAACCGAUGUCACUUCGCCCGUGGUGUUGCGCAAACCGAAGAACCAGCCAGCCCCGUUCAGCGAUGGCGCUUCGGAGUUUACUACGCCCCGGAAGAGCACCGGUGACGAGUGGGACGUGCCGAGCAGUGCCGAGGGUGCCACUGCGACGAAGAGUGUGAAGAGCUCGAGAAGCAAGGAGAAAACUUACGGGAAGCGCCAGAGACGCAUUUCUAAGCUGGCUCCAAGUUCCUCGGAUGCGGGAAUAGGCGCACCUGAAGCGGUCGAACCUGAGCACAUGGCCGAGGACGUCGCUGCGCAAGAUGAACUGCCUCUGGAGGACAAUGACGUUGGUCCGUCACCGCUGCCGUCAGCGAAGAAGCGCGAAAUAUCACUCCACGAUACUGUGCUCCAGGAUACUGCAAAAUUCUAUAUUGCUCCGAGCAAUAUGACGACCAUGCAGAAGCUGGAAUACCAGAGAGUCAACGUCCCGCCGGGUUCACUGGCUAAUCAAAAGUCGAGCGGCACUAGCGGUGUUACGACCAUUGCUUACUCGACACCCAGUGCAUACGCAUCUUCCGGCCCCCCUAUUCCAUGGGACAGGCCUUCUGUUGCUGAUACGCAACCUCCUACUCCGCGCGAGGUGAUAGAUAUAACAUCGUCGCCAGAUGUGAUGGCAUCCGGACACGGCUGCGCUAAGAGGAGAAAGGUUAUAGCUUCUCCAACCGUGGACACCCCGGUAGCAGAUAGCCGCGCUGAACCUGCCAACGGAUCUCCCGAUCCGAUCCCGGUCAAAACGAAUAAUAAGAAGAGACCAAAGGACAUGGAAGAUAUAGACGAGCUAGGUCAGGAUGACUCUUGGGACUCCGAUACUAUCGGCUACUAUCGAGAAAGCUACAGACCUAGAACCAGCCGGAGAAGAUCGAAAGCCAGUAUUAGUAUUAUUCUCGAAGAUGAAGUCGGCGAGCAGACUGGUUUUCCGACACCCUAUGAGGAGGUCCAUAACAAGCCGGCAGAUGAGCUUGCUGAAAUUGCUCCUGCAGAUCCUGAGCCUCCUGCAGCUCCUGAGUCUCCUGCCACAAAAGCCGACCAAGCUGAGGAUCAACCAACAGUCCAGCCAAAGAAGCGUGGACGGAAGAAGAAACAGCCCGUCGUCGAAGUCCUUCCCCAAGAUGUUCCAGACACUGGGCUUCAAGUCGUCGCUCAGGAGCCCCCUCCGUUGGGUACUGCUCUUGAAGUGGAAGCCCCUGUAGAAAAGCCAAAGAAGAAAAGGGGUCGACCCCGAAAGUCGGACUUCAGCAAGGCCGAGGUAGUGGCUCCGGAACCCCCGGUCGCUGAGACAGUAGCAGCUCCAGGAACCUCAACCAUUUUUGAAUCGAAGGAGGGUGAAGUUGACGAACUAGCUGCCGAACAAUUUGAAGAGGACAUCGAAGAGCCGAAUGCGAAGAGGAGAAAGAAGUCGCGGAAGGAGACCAGAAACACAGAAGCGAGCACCCCAUCCAUCAGCGCGGAGUCUCUGCCCCUCAAAGAACUAGACCGUAAUUCGAGAAGUCCGUCCAAGCUGCACCCAUCCGACGCACUCGCCGCGAAGUCGGUCACACCAGCCACGGACGAAAACUUGCCGACGAAAUCUCAAGCAAAGGAGACCCCGAAAUCCACGCCCACUGCUUCGCAAUCAAAAGCCCUCUACAGGGUCGGUCUUAGCAAGCGAUCUCGGAUCGCUCCGUUGCUGAAGAUCAUCAAGAAAUGA